GGGGGCGCUGUGGAGCUCGGUCCGGCUUCCCUUCCUCGCGGAACCCCAGUCGCUCGCCCCACCGGCGCGAUGGGCUCCGAGGUGGCGCAGCUGCUGGAAGCUGCCGACUUCGCGGCUCACAAGCACCGACGGCAGCGGCGGCUGGACCCCGAAGGGACCCCCUACAUCAACCACCCGAUCGGUGUGGCUCGGAUCCUGACCCACGAGGCGGGAAUCACCGACAUUGCGGUGUUACAGGCCGCCCUGCUCCAUGACACGGUGGAGGACACGGACACCACCCUCGAUGAGCUGGAGCUGCACUUCGGGGCGCAGGUGCGGCGGCUGGUGGAGGAGGUGACGGAUGACAAGACGCUGCCGAAGCUGGAGAGGAAGAGGCUGCAGGUGGAGCAUGCGCCCCACAGCAGCCCGGGGGCCAAGCUGGUGAAGCUGGCGGACAAGCUGUACAACCUGAGGGACCUGAAUCGCUGCACCCCAGAGGAAAUACCGGAGCUGGGCCAGAUUUCAAGACAAAUCCUUCCACCAAGCUUUGCAGCGAGUCGGCUGCCAUUCCACGGGCCGUGUUCUGUCCCUUCCCACGCAGGGUGGUCGGAGCAUCGGGUGCAGGAAUACUUCGAGUGGGCGGCGCAGGUGGUGAAAGGGCUGCAGGGCACCAGCCGGCCGCUGGAAGAGGCGCUGCAGCAGCUGUUCAAGGAGCGGGGGCUGGCGCUGUGAGCGGAGCCUGGAGCCUGGAUCCCGGAGCCGUCGGGUGGCGCAGCUUCCAGCCCUGCCGGCCCGGAGGGGACUCAUUCUCCAGCCUCGGGCGCCUCUCCACCCUCCGUGGUUCACUCCGCCCAGCGGCCCAGAGCAUUUGCCCUUUCCCACCCUGAAGGCCUCCUGCCAAGUAAGCUGAGCCUGGACUGUGGGGGCCAGGCGCACCCCGUCCACUUCCGAUGCAUUCACUGCCCUUCAGGCCUUGGGUCCGUUUGCCAUUUGCCAGGUGGGAUCUCCGGUCCCUCCGGCCCCUCGGGCUAUACAGACAUGCGUUGCAGAGUCAUGAUGGAAAAUAAAGCAUUUCGGGUCGA
This is a messenger RNA of Myotis daubentonii (Daubenton's bat), 1061 nucleotides long. It is a transcript of the gene HDDC3, whose product is annotated as HD domain containing 3. Lineage: Eukaryota; Metazoa; Chordata; Mammalia; Chiroptera; Vespertilionidae. The record is from RefSeq and is a predicted model, not a curated record. Gene Ontology annotation, molecular function: guanosine-3',5'-bis(diphosphate) 3'-diphosphatase activity.